CGCAGGUCAGGUGCUGAGCAGCGGUGCCCAAGCAAGAGCGGGGUGUGCAGGUCAGAGAAGCUGGUGCAAGAAUGGGGCUCUACUCAUCUCACCUCCACAAGAUCGAGAACCUUCCGGAAAUCAUACAAGAGACAGGCUUUUCCAAGUCGCACAUCUGCCGUCUGUACGAUCGUUUUGAGGCAUUGGACCAGAGCAAGAGAGGGAAGCUGAGCCGAGCCGACUUCCAGCGCAUCGGAGCGCUCGCGGUGAAUCCUCUGGGAGAGCGAAUCAUCAACGCCUUCUUUGCUGAUGGUAAAGAAACGCUGGACUUCCGUUCAUUUGUCCGCAUCCUGGCGUGCUUCCGACCCAUCGGAAAGGUCAAGUCAUCAGAUCCUCAGGCCCCUGAACCAAUUAACAGCCGAGACAACAAGCUGCGGUUUGCCUUUGAGCUGUACGACCAGGACAAGGACGGGAAAAUCUCGAGAGACGAACUCUACCAGGUGCUCUUCAUGAUGAUGGAAGCGGAGGUCACUGAGGACCAGCUGGACAGUAUCAUUGACCGCACCAUCCAGGAAGCGGACCAUGACGGCGAUGACGCCAUCUCCUUCGAAGAGUUCAGGAAGAGCCUUGAGAAUGUUAACCUGGAGCACAAGAUGAGCAUUCGAUUCCUUCAGUGAGAUCCAGAGGACUACGGCAAGGAACCCUGGGAGCUCCCUCCGUGAUCCGCCCGCUGGGUUUUGGGUCUGGUGACUGGAUUGGAAACAUAAAGCGUCUGUUCUGUGUGUGAUAGGCUGCCUCGUCAAAAUUAAUAUCUGAAGGCUCGUUUCUUCCCCUCAUCCCCACCCUUCCUUCAUUUCCAGGAUUUCUAAGUUCGAAGUAAAUUUAUUAACAAAGUACAUACAUGUUACCAUAUACGACCCUGAGAUUUGUUCUUCUUUCGCCUUUUCUGAAUUAGCAGUUUGGUCCAUUCUGUAAACUGAGAACCCUUCUAUCUGAUCACUGGCGUGCUGGCAGAAAGCCAUGUCCCACUCUGACACUGAGUACAGCAAUCUCUCAUAUCCCUCUCAUACAGCCAUCUCACCCUCAGCUCCGCAAUUUUGUUCUCCAGCGACUGCACAUUGGCUGCAAGGUGCUGGGUAGAGGAGGCUUCGUUCCUCUGCAUUUCAGCCCGGCUUGAAGUUGUUUGCUGCCCCCUCCCCCCCCAUCCACUUCCAGCCAUGGCGAUGAACCUUCAUCUGUUUACAGGGUCCGUUGAUAGUGAAAUCCGUAGAUCAUUAAGUAGAUUUGAAACUACAUGUCGCAGAUUGGAGUGAGAGUAAUUCAAAAGAGGUAUAUUUAAAAGUAUUGUUCAUAGCCUAGUGAACAUCGUCAUGGUUCAUGACCUCAGGACCACUCAGGAGCUGGGAGAUUUGGGAAGGUCAAUUUGCUGCUCCCUCUGUCCACUGGUAUUUGGGGGUCCCACAUUUAACCACAAUGCUACCGAGGAUCUGCUUCUGUGUGUCUACCGAGGACAGAACCUCACGUCAGCAAGGAGGAAGAAUCCACGUGUUUGAAAACUCAUUGAGUUGGGUCAGCACCAGAGGGUGUCAGAAGUGGGGGGUGGUCUCCUGUAGGAUCCUGCACCCAGUGAACCCACCUCCCUACAAUGAUGGUUAUUCAGUGGGUUUAUGACAUCUAAACCCCAGGGAGGAAUUCAGCCCAUUGAUUCUAUACCAUCCUAACUAGUCCCACCCUGUGAUUGUAGAGUUCUCCUACCUUUUAAGUGUCUGGGUCUCUUCUAAUCCCCCAACAUUUGCUGUGCUUUGAAGAGAAUGUUGGAAUUGUAUAAGGUGUCAGAGAGGCCUAAUUUGGAGUUGUGUGUGCAGUUUUGGUUACCUGACCACAAAUGCAAGCAGGCUUUUUCCACUGACACUGGGUGAGACCAGAACUAAAAGUCGUGGGUUAAGAGUGUGUCAUGCUUUGUAACUCCAAUACGUAAAUCUAAUUGCAAAAAAAAGAUGGGAGCCCUGGAGAAUGAGUCUUAGUUUCAUAUUUUAACUUGAGAUGAUGUAUGACGUGGUGCCAAAUAACGUAUGCCAUUUACAUACUUUUACAUAUAACCCAUUAUGAAUAAUUUAAACAAUAAAGAUUGCUUAAUCAAACAAUA
Messenger RNA from Hypanus sabinus (Atlantic stingray), 2125 nucleotides. It is a transcript of the gene chp2, whose product is annotated as calcineurin-like EF-hand protein 2. The record is from RefSeq and is a predicted model, not a curated record. Gene Ontology annotation, molecular function: calcium ion binding. The transcript is spliced from 7 exons. Bases 72 to 656 code for a protein of 194 amino acids. Lineage: Eukaryota; Metazoa; Chordata; Chondrichthyes; Myliobatiformes; Dasyatidae.